GGCGCAGCUUUCUUCAUUUCGAACACCAUCACAUGCAUGCAUCCAUCCAUCCAUCCACUCUUAAAUUCAACCCCACACUAUCCUAGCUUGCUUUCUUCUCCAUAUAUAAGGAUUACCUUCUGGCUUCAUGUAUUAUAUAUAUACCCCAACACCCUUGAUCCAUUUCUCUCCAUCAGCUUAUUCUCAGUCUUCUUCAACUUUCUUCAUUCUACCAUCAUCAUCGCCUCUCUCUCUUUCCCUCAGCAAAUCAAUAUGGCCAAUCUUUCGAGUCUGCUUUACAUUGUUUUCUUCGUUCUCUGUGUUAUCACCCACUACUCCUCAAAUGCAGUUACGGUUUAUAAUGUAAUAAGCUUUGGAGCUAAAGCAAAUGGCAUAGGGGACUCCACACCAGCAUUCAUUAAUGCAUGGGCUGCAGCCUGCGCCUCAACGGGUUCUACUGCCAUUAAGGUGCCAAAGGGAAGAUAUCUACUUGGCUCUUUGGCCUUCAAAGGUGACUGCAAAAGCUUCGAUAUCACUUUCCAGAUUGAGGGAACACUCGUGGCUCCGGCCGAUUAUGGUGUUCUAGGAAAAGCUAAAAUUUGGCUGAGCUUUGAAGGCGUUAGCCACGUUACCAUUGUCGGGGGAGCACUCGAUGCCAGAGGACAAUCUUUGUGGGCUUGCAAAUUAGCUGCCAGCAACAACUGUCCCACCGGAGCCACGACAUUGAGCUUUGCCGAUUCUAACAACAUUAGGAUCAAUGGAUUGCUCUCACGAAACAGUCAGAUGUUCCACAUUGUGUUUAGUGGCUGCCAGAACGUGCAUGUCGAAAAAGUCAAAAUCAUAGCAGCCGGAGACAGCCCCAACACAGAUGGCAUUCACGUCCAAUUAUCCAGCAAUGUUGCCAUCACGAAGUCACGCAUCAGAACAGGGGAUGAUUGCAUCUCCAUUGGCCCUGGCACCAAGGACUUGUGGAUUGAACGCGUCGAAUGCGGCCCUGGUCACGGCAUUAGCAUAGGCAGUCUUGGAAAGGACACCGAAGAGCUAGGGGUCCAAAACGUGACAGUGAAGAAGGCAGUUUUUACCGGUACUCAAAAUGGGUUGAGAAUAAAAUCUUGGGCCAGACCUAGCAAUGGAUUCGUCCAACGGGUCCGGUUUCUAGGCGCAGUAAUGAACAAUGUCCAGAAUCCCAUACUUAUUGAUCAAAAUUAUUGCCCCCACAACAACAACUGCCCUACUCAGGUAUCAGGUAUAAAAAUAAGUGAUGUGAUAUACCGGGGAAUUCGAGGGACAUCAGCAACUCAGACUGCAAUAAAAUUUGAUUGUAGUUCCAAAAAGCCUUGCACUGGGAUUAGACUCGAAAAUGUCAAUCUCACUUGUCCAGAUCAAGUGGCUCAAUCCUCUUGUACCAAUGCAAUUGGAAGAACCCUUGGCUCAAUACAACCUAACGGUUGCUUGUGAUUGAGAGAGGAUUAAUUAAAUAUUUUGUUUAUUAACAAGUACGUACGUACAUGAUUAUUUUUCUCAUUAGUUAAAAGAAAAAGGAUAGCGUAUUGGAGUGUCUUAUCUUGUAAAUUUCAUGGAUAAAUCUGUUCUACAUUCUACAGAA
Messenger RNA from Carya illinoinensis, 1585 nucleotides. Its product is annotated as polygalacturonase-like. Lineage: Eukaryota; Viridiplantae; Streptophyta; Magnoliopsida; Fagales; Juglandaceae. Gene Ontology annotation, biological process: carbohydrate metabolic process. The transcript has 4 exons. The record is from RefSeq and is a predicted model, not a curated record. Bases 37 to 1437 code for a protein of 466 amino acids. Gene Ontology annotation, molecular function: polygalacturonase activity.